AGAGCGCAGAGAGGAGGAGACUCACAACCAACCUGCGGAGGAUUAUCACGACUUUCUCAAUUCUUUUACUUUUUUUUUUUUCACUCUCUAUUAUCUAUUAUAUUUUUAACGCAUCAACUUCUCUAAAGGAUAUGUCGGUGGCAGUUUCACAGAGCGUGUUCAUCCUUCUCUCCUGCAUGUUGCUGGACCCUGUGUUUUCAGCGCAGAGUCAGAUGUGUGACAUGGUGAAGGAGAUAGACAAGGAGAGGGGCCUGUGCGAGGCUCAGAUUGAGAACAAAACCACAGGUUGCAGUGGGACGUGGGACAAGAUCACCUGCUGGCCCAGUGCCGAUGUUGGAGAGGUGGUCACCAUCCCUUGCCCCAAAUAUCUCUUCUACUUCUCAAGGAACGUUCCCACACGUAACCUGUCAAAGACCUGCACUGAGGGUGGCUGGACCCCGAUCAGCAUUGACUCAUACAUAAUGGACUGCGGAUACAAUCCCAACAACACCAUAGAUGAUAACACGUCGGGAGAAUUCUUCGACGCCAUCAAAGUGGGCUACACCAUCGGUCACAGCGUGUCCCUCGUUUCUCUGACGAUCGCCAUCACCAUCCUGUGUCGCUUUCGGAAGCUGCACUGCACAAGAAACUACAUCCACAUGCAUCUGUUUGUGUCUUUCAUACUGAAAGCUGUUGCUGUUUUCAUCAAGGACGUGGUUCUGUAUGACGUCUGGGAGACAGACAAUUGCCAGUCGCCUGUGGGCUGCAAGGCAGUGGUGGUCUUCUUCCAGUACGGGGUCAUGGCGAGUUACUUCUGGCUGCUGGUGGAGGGCCUCUAUCUCCACACUCUGUUAGCCGUUUCCUUCUUCUCUGAGAGGAAGUACUUGUGGUGGUACAUCCUGAUUGGUUGGGGCGCGCCAACCAUCUUUAUCUCAGCGUGGGUGAUUACAAAGGCUUAUUUAAAUCAUCUCGGAUGCUGGGAGAUAAUCGACGACCGCCCAUGGUGGAUCAUUAAAACACCUAUUUUAGUCACCAUACUCUUGAACUUUUUCCUCUUCAUCUGCAUAAUCCGGAUUUUGCGACAGAAGAUGAAUUGCCCCGACAUCGGAAGAAAGGAAUCCAAUCAAUACUCGAGACUGGCUAAAUCCACUUUGUUGUUAAUACCUCUUUUUGGCAUAAACUACAUCAUUUUUGCCUUCAUCCCCGACCACAUCCACCCACAAGUGAGGAUGGUGUUCGACCUUAUUCUGGGGUCAUUUCAGGGUUUUGUUGUUGCUGUUUUGUACUGCUUUCUGAACGGAGAGGUACAGGCGGAGAUGAAGCGUAAGUGGCGCAGAUGGAUGCUGCAGAGGUUCCUGGGCACUGACACGAAGUACCAGCAGCCCUCUAUCGGCAGCAACGGCAACAACUUCAGCACCCAGAUCACCAUGUUGACCAAGUGCAGCCCUACAACGCGCCGGGCGUCUGAGUGUCAGGAACACCUCUCUGCCAUCUGAAACCCAUUUACGGUUAACACCCCUCUCCGUUUGUAUCGUUGGGUACUGAAUCGUACACACAUGCACUGUUGCAACGCAGUUGAUAUUGGUUACUGAAGGUUAAUAUGACAUUUUAGUACUGAAGCUAAUAUGUGUUCAUUGUAACUUUAUCCAUUACCUGUAAAAAAAAAAUUUGUGUUUUUCUUGCAAGGGUGGAAAGGCGUCUUACAAAACACCCAUUUAGUAAAAUGGGUUAUUAAUUACCUUCACAUGAAGAAUUAGUUUCCAUAAAAGACUGUUGUAAUGCAGCUUUGAUCAGGAAGAAGCGUCCACUGUUCUGGAGGUUGACUGGCAGGUAUCUGUUAUUUACAUAUAAACUCGUCUCACGCUGAUACAUCUGCAAACAGAUUAGUUCGGACGACAAAGUAGAGCUUUGCUGAGAUCACACAUGACGAGUCAACCCCAACGGGUUACUGACAAGUUGUUGAAAAUCAAUUCUCAGAAUAACAUUAAUAAAGUCUUUUCUAAUGAACACACUACAGGAUGCUGAAGGGAGAAAGAUAGUGAAUGUGAAAUUAAAGUGAAAUGGAGCUCUUGGCCAGCGGUUUACAUCUGAUGUUAAGCAACAGUUGGACAGAGCCAAAGAUGAGCUGUGUCCUAUAAGAAGCAAGAUGUUUAUUAAAAGGGUGUGUUACACAAGAGGACUCCAAGCACUUAACCUAAUGGCCCAUGUUGCUGAGGGGACCAAAGGUAACAGCAUUACUGUAAUGACAGUGUCAGGCUGUCAUGAACGGCAGUAGUCACAGAGGAGGGAUCUAUAGCGCGACCGACGUCCCUAUCCCGUCUGUGACAGUUUUAUACGGGCCAUACACUCGGCUGAAUUACUGCCGGAUAACAUUCCAGAGGAGACUCUAAAGCUCCCGCUUGUGAAAUUUAUCUCAGAUUACAAAGGCUUUUAGUUUUGGUAUGAGUGCGCGGUCGCUGAGCAGACGUUCAUUUUGACUGUUUCUGCAACUAAUGGACCAGAUGUAUUCCAUUAUUAGUCCACACGAUACACAACAUUGUGAAUAAAUAUGUGGCAACACUGAUUAACUUCCAUUAACUGGAUUGCAUGGAUAAUUCAUUUCAUUGCAUCGAUUGUUAGCUUUCUAUUUUAUUCUAUAUUCACAGAGUCAAUCAAUAUUGUUAUUGUUAAUGUACUAUACUGUUUUCUGGCCGGUCGGCCCACCACUUUGGGUCCAGAUGGAAAUAUCUGGACAACUACAUGAUGGAUUGCCAUGAAAAUUGUGUACAUUCAUUGUUCCCAGAGGAUGAAUCUUAAUGAUGAUCUUCUUCUUAUCUAGCGCCACCAGCAGGUCAAAGGUUCCAUCAUCUACCAGAUGAUAUUUGGGCAACAUUUUUUUUUACAGACAUUCAUUAUUACAAGUAGAUGGACCCUAAUGACUUUCUCCUCUAGCGUCACCGAGAGGUUGUGGUUCAACAUCUAUUGGAUGGAUUGUUUAGUUAUUUAUUAUUUAUAUGUAUAUACAGUAUAUAUAUGAUAUAUAUUUUAAAUAUUGUUUAUUUAGUUCAGACAUUCAUGUUCUAAAUGAAUUGUAAUAGUAAUGGUUAUGCCUUAAAGGACCAGUGUGUUGCAUUUUGGGGGAUAUAUUGGCAGAAAUUGAAUAUAAUAUUCAUAACUAUAUUUUCAUUAGUGUAUAAUCACCUUAAACUAAGAAUCGUUG
This is a messenger RNA of Sebastes umbrosus (honeycomb rockfish), 3178 nucleotides long. Its product is annotated as vasoactive intestinal polypeptide receptor-like. Gene Ontology annotation, biological process: adenylate cyclase-modulating G protein-coupled receptor signaling pathway; cell surface receptor signaling pathway. The transcript has 13 exons. Gene Ontology annotation, molecular function: peptide hormone binding; G protein-coupled peptide receptor activity; vasoactive intestinal polypeptide receptor activity. NCBI's taxonomy places the organism in Eukaryota, Metazoa, Chordata, Actinopteri, Perciformes, Sebastidae. Gene Ontology annotation, cellular component: plasma membrane. The coding region runs from base 132 to 1475 and encodes 447 amino acids. The record is from RefSeq and is a predicted model, not a curated record.